AUGGCGCGUACCAAGCAGACUGCCCGCAAGUCGACCGGUGGCAAGGCCCCCCGUAAGCAGCUCGCGACCAAGGCCGCGCGCAAGUCCGCCCCUACGGCCGGCGGUGUGAAGAAGCCUCACCGCUACAAGCCCGGUACGGUGGCGCUGCGUGAGAUUCGUCGGUACCAGAAGUCGACCGAGCUUCUGAUCCGAAAGCUCCCCUUCCAACGUCUUGUGCGUGAGAUCGCGCAGGACUUCAAGACCGAUCUUCGUUUCCAGUCCUCGGCCAUCGGUGCUCUUCAGGAGGCCAGCGAGGCGUACCUUGUGUCGCUCUUUGAGGACACGAACCUGGCGGCUAUCCACGCCAAGCGUGUCACCAUCCAGCCCAAGGACAUUGCGCUGGCCCGCCGUCUCCGUGGCGAGCGUUCGUAA
This is a messenger RNA of Malassezia japonica, 411 nucleotides long. RefSeq names its product histone H3.1 (gene HHT1). Gene Ontology annotation, cellular component: nucleus; nucleosome. The coding region runs from base 1 to 411 and encodes 136 amino acids. Gene Ontology annotation, molecular function: protein heterodimerization activity; structural constituent of chromatin; DNA binding. The transcript is spliced from 2 exons. The record is from RefSeq and is a predicted model, not a curated record. Lineage: Eukaryota; Fungi; Basidiomycota; Malasseziomycetes; Malasseziales; Malasseziaceae.